AUGAUAAGGUUAGAGUGGGAGCAGUUUGUGACCACAAGGAAAAAGGGUGUCCAUGGAGAAUUUGGGCUUCCUGGGAUACCAAAAAAAACUAAGUUCAGUGUCAAAUCACAUGUUAGUGAGCAUACUUGUGGAAGAUCAUGUAAGGUUAGGAAAAUGACACCAACUUGGAUUGCACAUCAUUACCACAAUCAAUUUAAAGUCAACCCAUACAUGAGGCUACAUGACCUGAUGGAGACAGUGUGGUUAGAGUGGGGAAUCAGGAUCAACAAGUACUUGGCUUAUAAGGCAAGGAGAAGAGGGCAGGCUCUUAUUGUUGGGGAGUACAAGGAGCAAUAUACAUUGCUCCCUAGGUAUGCAACUGAGAUAUUAAGAAGCAACAAGGGCAACACAAUGAAACUCAAGCUGAAUGGGAAUGGUCCUUUUGGGGGGCAGUUAUUGGUAGCUGUUGGUAGGGAUGGGAACAACCAGAUGUUCCCAUUAGCUUGGGCUGUUGUUGGUGUUGAGAGCACUGACACCUGGAGCUGGUUCCUGCACCUACUAGGCUCUGACUUAGGAACAAGUGAAGGGGCAGGCUACACUUUCAUGUCAGAUCAGCAGAAGGGGUUAAUUGCAGCAAUCCAAGAGGUUUUUCCUCAAGCUGAGAGCAGGGUAUGUGCUAGACAUGUUUACAACAAUUUUAGGGAGGUUUUUGGAGGCAGCCUGGAAUUAAAAAAGCAAUUUUGGAUUAUUGCCAAAUCCACCACUGAGAAUGCAUUUCUUGAGAAGUUACAACUGAUGAGAGAGCUGUCACAUGAUGCUGCAGAGGAUUUGUUGAACAAAAAUUACAAAAAAUGGUGUAGGGCUUUCUACACUCCAAUGGCUUCAUGUGACAGUGUAGACAACAACAUGUCUGAAGUUUUCAAUGCAUACAUACUUAAAUGGAGGCACAAGCCUAUCAUCAGUAUGCUAGAGGACAUUAGAGAGAGCCUAAUGGAAAGAUUACACAAAAAGAGGGGCCUGAUCAAAGCAAGGGAUAUGAGUUUAUGCCCUAGGAUUCAGCAGCAGCUUGAGAAACACAAGGUCUGGGCUAGGGGCUGGAAUGCAUUUUGGGAUGGUGGUUUCUGCUAUGGAGUUAGGGAUGGGGCUACCCAAACCAAGUAUGUUGUGAACUUGGUGGACAGAACAUGCUCAUGUAAUGCAUGGCAGGUGAGUGGCAUUCCCUGCAAACAUGGGGUGGUUGCCAUUUGGAAUAAAGUGGAGCAACCAGAGCAGUAUGUCAAUGACUACUUCAAGACACACUACCAUGCAAAAGCCUAUGACCACCAACUUGAGCCAUUAAAUGGUCCACAAGAAUGGCCUGUUGGUACCUGUACUGUCACCCCUCCUGAGUUGAAAAAGGUGCACAAUAGGCCAAAAACCAAGAGAAGACCUUCUGCUGGUGAGGUGAUUAUACAGGGGAAGGUUAGGAAGACUGGGGCUAGGAUCACUUGCAGCUUGUGUGGGUUGCAGGGGCACAACAAGGUCACAUGCAGAAAUGCACCAAGGGAAAGGCACACAGCUCCAAACACAUCUAGUCAAGCCCAAACUGACCCUGCCCCUUCAAUUCCUAUGCACAACAGAGGGGUUGGUGUGUACACCUACCCUAAUGGCUUCCAAAGACAAGCAAUUCCAAUUACUACACAAAUGCCUAGACAGUCCAGAGGUGCUGCAUUUUACUCUGAUAAUGAAGGGCAGCAGACUGUACCUAGGACUGAGAUUUUGAUGCAGUGCAAGCUUCUUCGUGGUCAAUAUUUUUUUUUGGAUGUUCAAGAGCUGCUGUUUGUUCAUGGAACUCGAAGAUUUAUAGCCUUCAUUUCUGAUAACGGCUAG
Chenopodium quinoa (quinoa) is the source of this 1848-nucleotide messenger RNA. RefSeq lists its product as uncharacterized. Gene Ontology annotation, molecular function: transposase activity; DNA binding; zinc ion binding. Gene Ontology annotation, biological process: DNA transposition. NCBI's taxonomy places the organism in Eukaryota, Viridiplantae, Streptophyta, Magnoliopsida, Caryophyllales, Amaranthaceae. The transcript is spliced from 4 exons. The record is from RefSeq and is a predicted model, not a curated record. Bases 1 to 1848 code for a protein of 615 amino acids.